AGUUUCAGUUUCGUUUGUUGUGCGAAGGCAGCAACAAGUGCCCCGGCAGCAGCAGCACCAGCAGCAGCAGCAGCAUCAAUAGUUGCUGAAGCGCAACAAGUGCCACGCGUAGAGCGAGAGAAAGACAGAGAGAGAGAGACAGAGAAAGACAGAGAAGGGAGCAAAGAAAAAUUGCCAGAGCUAAAAACACACCACGUCUCUUCAAUUAGCUUUGCUGCAGUUUUAUUUAAAUAUAAAUUCGCAUUAAGACAUUCGCAAAUUGAUCACAUUAAACUACGAAAUAAAUUCAUUAAACGCAAUUCAAUUGGCAGCAGCAACAGCUGAGCGAAAAAAGAAGAAAAACGAGCAAAAAGUGAAAGGCGACAAGGAAAAGGGAAAACAAAAGUGGAAAUGUUGUUCAAAGGCGUCCAACUACUGCGCAGCGGAUUGGCCUCUCCGCCCAAGUGUUACAAUUUUCGACUGGUCUGCCGCUCGCUGUCUGUGCAAUAUGGAGAUGUGAAGACAUUGACGCCGGCUGUCCGAGACUAUGUGGAUAAGUGCGUGAAUCUGUGCCAACCGGAUCGCGUGCAUAUCUGCGAUGGCAGCUCUGCGGAGAGCAAGCUGCUGCAAGGCUUGAUGCUGAAGCAGGGCACGAUCCUUCCACUGCCCAAGUACAAGAAUUGCUGGCUGGCACGCACCAAUCCAGCCGAUGUGGCACGCGUGGAGUCCAAGACGUUCAUCAGCACAGAGCGCAAGGAGGAGACGGUGCCAGUUACGCCAAAUGCCACGCCCGGAACGCUUGGCAAUUGGAUCUCCGAUGCGGAUCUGAAGGCUGCCAUUGGAGAGCGUUUCCCUGGCAGCAUGAAAGGUCGCACUAUGUAUGUGAUACCCUUUAGCAUGGGUCCCGUAGGCUCACCUCUCUCCAAAAUAGGCAUAGAAAUCACCGACUGUCCAUAUGUAGUAGAGUCCAUGAAGAUUAUGACGCGUGCUGGUGCUCCAGUACUGCAGGUGCUGCAGCAGGGUGACGGACAGUUCGUUAAGUGUCUUCACUCGGUCGGCACACCAGCCAGUGGUGUACAGGCCCAGGCCUCGUGGCCGUGUGAUCCAGAGCGCACCAUCAUACUCCAUAAGCCAGCCGAGAAUGAGAUUGUUUCUUAUGGCUCGGGCUAUGGUGGCAACUCUUUGCUGGGCAAGAAAUGUUUUGCCUUGCGCAUUGGCAGCACCAUUGCCAAGCGGGAAGGUUGGCUGGCCGAGCACAUGCUAAUUUUGGGCAUCACCAAUCCGCAGGGCAAGAAGAUUUACGUGGCAGCCGCCUUUCCCUCGGCCUGCGGCAAGACCAAUCUAGCCAUGAUGACGCCCAGUCUGCCGGGCUACAAGGUGGAGUGCGUUGGCGAUGACAUCGCCUGGAUGAAGUUCGACUCACAGGGCGUGCUGCGCGCCAUCAAUCCCGAGAAUGGCUUCUUUGGCGUUGCACCCGGCACCUCGCGUGCCACCAAUCCCAUCGCCAUGGACACCAUCUUCAGCAAUACGGUCUUUACCAAUGUGGCCUCCACGUCGGAUGGCGGUGUUUACUGGGAGGGCAUGGAUGCAUCACAGUUGAGCAAUGUCACAGUCACCGAUUGGCUGGGCAAACUCUGGUCAGCCGAAUCGGGUAAGCCGGCUGCUCAUCCCAACUCCCGUUUCUGCACUCCUGCUGCUCAGUGCCCAAUUAUUGAUCCCGCCUGGGAGGACAGCGCCGGCGUUCCCAUCUCUGCGAUUCUGUUUGGUGGUCGUCGUCCCGCAGGCGUUCCUUUGGUCUAUGAGGCACGCGACUGGGCACAUGGCGUCUUUAUAGGAGCUGCCAUGCGAAGCGAGGCAACUGCCGCAGCUGAGCACAAGGCCAAGGUAGUCAUGCACGAUCCUUUCGCGAUGCGUCCUUUCUUUGGCUACAACUUUGGUGACUAUCUCGCGCACUGGCUGAGCAUGGAGCAGCGCGGAAAAGUGCCCAAGAUCUUCCACGUGAAUUGGUUCCGCAAGAGCAAUGAGGGCAAGUUCUUGUGGCCAGGAUUCGGUGAUAACUCGCGUGUUCUGGACUGGAUCUUCCGUCGUGUGGAAGGCGAGAAAUGCUUCGAGGAGUCGCCCAUCGGCCUGCUGCCCAGCCAGGGUGCAUUGAAUGUUGAAGGCGUCAAAGGCGAAGUGGAUCUCAAGCAGCUGUUCGAACUGCCCAAAGAAUUUUGGCAGCAGGAGGUCAAAGAGAUCGAACAGUACUUCGAGGCCCAAGUGGGCAGUCAUUUGCCACGCCCCGUAGCAGAGCAGCUGACAGAACUGAAGAAUCGUGUGGCCAACAUGUGAUGUGCAUAAUCGCUCCACUCUGUGCGGUUUCAUAGGUUAUUCAUAAUCUUAGUUUAAUAAAGUCUCAUAAAACCAG
Drosophila hydei is the source of this 2386-nucleotide messenger RNA. Its product is annotated as phosphoenolpyruvate carboxykinase [GTP]-like. Gene Ontology annotation, biological process: response to starvation; propionate catabolic process; cellular response to glucose stimulus. Lineage: Eukaryota; Metazoa; Arthropoda; Insecta; Diptera; Drosophilidae. Gene Ontology annotation, cellular component: cytosol. Gene Ontology annotation, molecular function: manganese ion binding; GTP binding; phosphoenolpyruvate carboxykinase (GTP) activity. The transcript is spliced from 2 exons. Bases 391 to 2310 code for a protein of 639 amino acids. The record is from RefSeq and is a predicted model, not a curated record.